This is a messenger RNA of Ceraceosorus guamensis, 840 nucleotides long. Its product is annotated as DUF866-domain-containing protein. The record is from RefSeq and is a predicted model, not a curated record. Gene Ontology annotation, molecular function: zinc ion binding. Lineage: Eukaryota; Fungi; Basidiomycota; Exobasidiomycetes; Ceraceosorales; Ceraceosoraceae. The transcript has 4 exons. The coding region runs from base 111 to 602 and encodes 163 amino acids.
CACCUUGUUCUCCAGCCACCUUCCCCUGGAUCCUGAUCUCGGUGACAAUCACCUCCGCAUCCACGACAGCUCACUAACAUUUCGACUUGGGUCCAACCUUGACUCACGUCAUGCCUAAGCUCGCUUUGCAAAUCCGAGCCCAGCUCAGCGGCGUAAAGGAGCUGCGGCCUUCGACGGAUGAUGCUCAGCUCGUGACAACGGUGAAAUGCACGAGCUGUCAAGAGGAACAUGCUAAGCCCGUCUCUUUCAACGUGACGGAUGAGGUGGAAGUGCAGGGAGGUAGAGGCGUCGCCAACUUUGUGAUGCAUUGCGGCUUUUGCAAGAAUCAAGGAUCAGCUAAGUUUGACACGCCCACUUCCAAGGUGCCCCUCUGGCAGUCCUACACCGGUCCAGACUAUGCGCGUUUGACAACUCUAGAGUUCAGAGGAUUGGAGCCCGUCGGCUUCCAAGCGGAUCAGAUGACCUGGAGAUGCGCGGGCGAAGAGAGCGGCACCAAGUUUGACGACAUCGCUCUGGAGGAUGGGGAGUGGACAGAUUACGAUGAGAAGACGAACAAUGAGACCAGCAUCAUGGAAGUUGAAAGCAAAUGGGUCAGGGCGUAAAUUCGAAAGAUUUCAAGCUAGACGAUGAGUUCGCGUGUGGAAUUUCGUGCCGAGAGACGGAGACGGGCGUAUUUGGCAUGAGUUGCAAGCGCUCAGUCUCCGAGUGUCGAUUCGACAUCGAUGUGCAUUGCAUCCUGGUCCACCGAUGAGCUGUCAGGCGAGCGAAGCGACCAGCCGCCGGAUGUCCCAGGCGCUCUAUUUGCGGGCGACAUACACAAUGAUGGCCCACUUGCCAUUG